This is a messenger RNA of Bathycoccus prasinos, 615 nucleotides long. RefSeq lists its product with no specific name. NCBI's taxonomy places the organism in Eukaryota, Viridiplantae, Chlorophyta, Mamiellophyceae, Mamiellales, Bathycoccaceae. Gene Ontology annotation, molecular function: serine-type endopeptidase activity. The coding region runs from base 1 to 615 and encodes 204 amino acids. The record is from RefSeq and is a predicted model, not a curated record. The transcript has a single exon. Gene Ontology annotation, cellular component: mitochondrial inner membrane peptidase complex; membrane.
AUGACCACCACCGCGUUUGCGACCAAAACCGGGUCUUUCCUCUCCUCUUUGAAACAUGCAGUUCAAAUCGUCUCUCUGGCGCACGUGUUCAACGAAAACGUCUUCGAAGUGACCGCGUGCGUCGGUCCGAGCAUGUUGCCGACGUUUAACCGCUUCGGGGAUAUCGUCCUCGUGGACAGACGAAUCGAUGUCGGGAAAGGCGACGUGGUCGUCUCUCGGUCGCCGACGAAUCCGAAACACAUGGUGUGUAAACGCGUCGUCGCCGUGGGAGGUGAGAGAGUGGAAAAGAAAGCGAGCGCGAGCGACGUUUCGAAUCAUCGACAGAGGAGAGAGGACUCGGAGGAGUUGUUCUUGGACGGCGAAGGGUGGAGCGGCUAUCGGAAGUGGGACGAGAUCAACAAAAAGACAAAGAAAAACAAAGAGUACGUGACGGUUCCGGAUGGACACGUGUGGUUGCAAGGGGAUAACGAAGGGAACUCGACGGAUUCGAGAGAUUACGGUGCGGUACCGAUGGAGAUGUUGCGAGGUCGCGUGUUCGCGAAAGUGUGGCCGAUGCGCGAGCGCGGUUGGGUGGAAAGAGACGAACGGUACGCGUUGAGAGAUGAGAAAGAGUAG